AUGGUGAGCCAAGAUGCAGGGUCUGAUGCGAAUUCGAGCCAGAGUUGGGGUCUUCUUUGUAGCACGUGUGGUAGAGUUACGACUGUUGCGAAAUCAUGGACCAAUGACAAUCCAUGUAGAAGAUUCUAUAUAUAUGUUGUUCAUGGAUUCUUUAGGUGGGCAGAUGAACACUCACCAUAUGGGUGGCCGAAGGUGAGCUUACUAGAGGCGAGAGAAGAGAUCAAGCAGCUGAAAGAAUCUCUUAGGGCAUUGAAUGAACAAAGGGUGAGUGGUUCCAACACUGAUGUUUCAGAGGAUGAAGAGAAGAAGAAGCUCGAAAAUUCAGUAAUGACAGCUAUUGAGAGGGAAAACAUGCUUCGACAGUUCAUCUUGCUGUCUUGGGUCAGUUUCAUUGUUGUAAUUGGGAUGAUUCUUGCAAUGGGGAAGUAG
Messenger RNA from Camelina sativa (false flax), 429 nucleotides. Lineage: Eukaryota; Viridiplantae; Streptophyta; Magnoliopsida; Brassicales; Brassicaceae. The record is from RefSeq and is a predicted model, not a curated record.